AUGUCAGAUGAAAUUCUUACCAAACUAUCUAUAUUACCUCCAGAAGUCACCCAAAUAAUAGUAGAUUAUAUUCCAGAUCAUUCUCAGAAAUUCUUACUUGAAAUUCCAUUUUUCAGGAAAUAUGUAUUACCAAAAUUAUUUGCAAAAGUAAUUGUUGAACGAGAUGGAUUAGAUAAGAUUGAAGAUCCAUUUGUUAGUGAAGACAAGGAAUGUGCAGAUUAUACUCCAAUCGCAGAAGAAUAUGAUAUGAAGACAAUAAUCUCAUUUCCAAAUUCAAUAUCAUUAAUAGCUUCAAUUGAAAAGUUUCAAAUUUUUCCUAAAUUCAUUCAGUUUAAUAAUCAUUUUGCAUUUUUUGAAGUAUUACAGAAGUCACCAAUAAUGAUUGAAAAGGCUGAAAAUAUUAAGAUUAGAAUGAUUAGAAUAAAUCACGUUGUCCAUAGACGAGAAGACAGUUGGUGGCUGUUAAUUAAUCGAAUAUCAUCAUUACCAUAUAACAUCACCAUUUUGGAAUUAUUUGCUGUCCCUAUUGAUUCAGUUUCAUUUUCACCAAAUUUGAAAGAAUUGAUCUAUAUGGGUAAAAUCAGGGAUAAGAAACGAGUAUUUGAAUCACUUGUGAAUAUAACGCGAUUAACUUUGAGAGAGAUUCAAAUCAAUCAAGAUGAUUUGGAAGCUUUACCUGAUAAUUUGGAAUAUUUGAAUAUGUUCGAUUUGAAAAUUAAUGAAGAAAAAUUAAGUCUACCUAAAAAUUUACGUGAAUUUGUUGUUUCAAUCAGUGUUGAAUAUAGUUUUGAGUAUCGAGAAUUCUCAAUUUCGAUGACGGAUUUGCUUCAACUUGAACGAUUUGAAGUUAAUUGUGAAGAAUUUAAGACCUUGAGUAACAUAAAGCUCCCAAUGUCAAUCCAAGAAUUAGUUUUGAACAAAUGUAAUAAUCUAUUCCAAUUAGAUGGAUUAGAGAAAUAUUGUAAUUUACGUAAAUUAGAAUGGAUUGGUGCAUUAUUAUCACCGGGAUUUUAUUUAUUAAAUACAUUCCCAGAAAAUUUAGAAUCAUUGAUUAUUGAUUGUGAUAAUUUAAAGAAUUCAGAAAUUAUUGGUGUUUUAGUUCGAAGUAUGCCAAGACAUUUCUUUAGAACAUUUGGAAUGUUCACCUUUAGAAUUGGUAAAGAAUUUAAGUUACCUAAAUCCUUGAAAACAUUAUCAAUUAAGAAUUGUACUUAUAUUCAAAUUAAUUGUCAGGAAUUACAAUUACCUCCAAAUUUGCAAUCAUUAACUCUAUCCAAUUUGGCAGGAUUUGUAGGAUCGUUAGAAAAUUUAAAAUUACCUCAGCUGAUUUCAUUCCUUGAUUUUAGAUCCAUGAAUAUUGAAUUCGUUGAUCAAGUCACUUUUCCAAUUCGGUUAAGAGGGUUAUUAUUGGAUGAUAAUAGAUUAAAGAGACUUGGGUCUACGAAUUUACAUCAAUUGGAAUAUUUUAGAUCGUUGAAUUUAACUGGUAAUUCAUUCAAAUCAAGUGAUUCCUUCUCAUCUAGCUUGCCUUCGAGUAUGACAUUGAUUAGGUUGUGUGAUGGAUUAAAUGAAUUGAAUAUCCUACCCUGCAAUAGAAUGAAAACGUUGGAUAUCCCAACUCUGAUCAAUAGAAGUUCGAAAUUGAGGCUUAAUGAUCAUUUGGAAAGUUUGUGGAUUGAACAUGAAUUUGAAUUUGAUGAUCCAGGGUUCAGAUUACCUUCAAGGUUAAGAAAAAUUAAUGCAUUUAAUUUACCUAGAUUGCAAAUUGAUCAAACCAAUUGGUUAGAAAAUUUGCCUUCUAAUUUACAAAUUUUGAGAUUAGUUGGAAAUCAGAAUAAUGAAGGACAAAUCACCGAAAAUAUGAAAUUGGUAAUAUUUCCCAAUAGUUUAAGAUUAAUAUCUUUGGUUAAUCUAAACCUUUCCAAUGAAAAUUUUCAUAAAUUCGAUUUUUCUAAAUGUGAUAAACUAACUACAUUAGAAAUAUCAACUGGUCUAACCCCGCAGAUAGAUUUGAAUACAUUACCGAAUUCUUUGAUAUAUUUAAGAUUAGAUCAUCUCAAGAUUAGGAGGUUUAUUGGCCUGUUUUAUCGAUUCCCCAAAUUAAGAGAAUUAUCACUUUCAUUCAAUCGUUUAACAAAUUAUCUCCAAACAAAUGAUUUUGUUGUUCCUCAUUCAAUCGAAGCCAUCCAUCUAAGACAUUCAAAAGUAAAAUCAUUCAAGAAUUGGAACGUAAUGGAUUGUAACAAAUUAGUCAAUGUAGAUCUUUCAAGAAAUUAUUAUUUGGAUCCAACUCAAAUUGCGGUUAUUGCAAAAGAAUUAAAUAAGGUAUCGGCCGAUUUUGAUGGUAUUUUAGUUUCUGAUAUUAUUAUGAAUGAAGAAUUGAAAGUAAUGCAGAAGAAUUCCCCAAUUAGGUUCAAUUUCCAAGUUGGGAAAAAUCAAACUAAUGAAUAUUCAUUGAUUUAUUCUUGUGUUAGUGGCAAGACUGAUAUUGCCAAUGAAUCAGAUUAUUCCGAUGAAGAAAUGUAG
This is a messenger RNA of Hemisphaericaspora subhashii, 2526 nucleotides long. RefSeq lists its product as uncharacterized. Lineage: Eukaryota; Fungi; Ascomycota; Pichiomycetes; Serinales; Debaryomycetaceae. The transcript has a single exon. Gene Ontology annotation, cellular component: SCF ubiquitin ligase complex. Bases 1 to 2526 code for a protein of 841 amino acids. Gene Ontology annotation, biological process: SCF-dependent proteasomal ubiquitin-dependent protein catabolic process. The record is from RefSeq and is a predicted model, not a curated record.